Molecule: messenger RNA, 1831 nt
Organism: Octodon degus (degu)
Lineage: Eukaryota; Metazoa; Chordata; Mammalia; Rodentia; Octodontidae
Gene: Ephx3
Product: epoxide hydrolase 3
Exons: 8
Coding region: 331-1413 (360 amino acids)
Cellular component (GO): intracellular membrane-bounded organelle
Molecular function (GO): hydrolase activity
Source: RefSeq, a predicted model, not a curated record
UCCGGGUCUCUGCCUCAGCCACCAUCAGCAAGCCGGGCCACACUGGCCAGUUGGCAUCGGGGCCAGGACUGGUCGCUUGGACAUCUAUGGCUGCCGCUGUCCAAUCACAGCCAUGGGGGUCACUGGGAGGACGGCGUGGGACCGUGGCCUUUGGACCAGCCGUUGGGAUCAGAGCUGGAUAAAUCACGUCCCGUCAGCGCUCACUUCACGAAGGGGUCCCAAGCCAAAGGCAGUGGGUUCCCAGGGCCUGAUCCCUCUUCGCCUCUGCUGCCAGCGUACCCAGCUCAGUCUUCGGCCGACAGCGCUGUCACAGUCCCGGAGCGCGGCGACAUGCCGGAGCUGGUGGUGACUGCGCUGCUGGCGCCGUCGCGUGUCUCGCUGAGGCUGCUGCGCUUCUUUAUGUGGAUCUUGGUGUACUCGGCGGCACUACUGGCUGCCGCUGUCUACGGUUGCAUUGCGCUCACGCACGUGCUAUGCAGACCCCGGCGUGGCUGCUUGGGGCGUCCCCGGUACGCGGCUCCUGCCUGCCUGGUAGACCCCACACUGGGUGAGCACGGCUUCCUGAACCUCAAGAGCUCAGGCCUGCACCUGCACUUGGUCUCUGCUGGUCGUGGCAAUGGGCCCCUCAUGCUGUUUCUCCACGGCUUCCCUCAGAACUGGUUUUCCUGGCGCUACCAGCUUCGAGAGUUCCAGAGCCACUUCCAUGUUGUGGCUGUGAACCUGCGUGGCUAUAUCCCUUCAGCAGCUCCAAAGGAUGUGGACUGCUACACAACUGAUCUGCUGAUGGCUGACAUCCAGGAUAUCAUCCUGGGCCUGGGUUACUCCAAGUGUAUCCUUGUGGCCCAUGAUUGGGGCGCUGUGCUCGCCUGGAAUUUCUCCAUCUAUUUUCCAUCUCUUGUUGAGCGGAUGGUAGUGGUCAGUGCUCCCCCCACGUCGGUAUUCCAAGACUACUGUAUUCGUCACAUCGGCCAAUUCUUCAAAGUGAACUACAUGUUCCUGUUCCAGCUUCCCAGGCUGCCAGAGAGGUUGCUCUCCAUGUCUGACUUUCAGAUCCUGAAGAGCUCCCUCACUGGUCGCAAGACGGGCAUCCCACACCUGGCCCCAUGUGAACUCGAGGCCUUUCUUCAUGGCUUCUCUCAGCCUGGUGGCCUCACUGGGCCCAUCAACUACUACCGAAACAUCUUCAGGAACAUCCCCCUGGAGCCCCAGGAGCUGGCUGUGCCUACAUUGCUGCUGUGGGGAGAGAAAGACCCCUACUUCCAGGUGGGGUUGGUGAGGGCCAUUGAGAGCCGCUUUGUGCCGGGCCGGCUGGAGACUCACAUCCUGCCAGAUGCAGGACACUACAUCCCCCAGAGCCACCCCCGAGAGAUGCACCAGUACAUGUGGGCCUUUUUGAAAGACCUGCUGGACUAGCGGCCCUUGCUCACCUGCCUACCCCCUGUAUGUAGGUACACAGACACUCAGGAGAACACAUCUGCCAUCUGAACACGCGUGGGGUGGACACCUGGCUCACACAGAAGUGAGUGAGGCACCACAGCCCCUGUGCUCACACCCAUGCAUGGCUGCGUGUGUGCGUGCACUCGGACCAAAGAACUGGCUGUGCUGCUCCUUCGUGGAGCCACAUGCUUAGGCUGAGCGUCUUACCUGUCCCUGCCGCAGUUGGCCUCCUGAGGCUGCGCGAACCAUAAACUCUGAUCUUCUUGUCUCUGGCUUCUCUGUCUUGAGGCCAGGUCUUAGGUCUUCAUUACUAAAUCCAAUACAGCAGUGUUCGCCACAUGUGAGUACUUCCACUUACAUGUGAAUUCCUCCAAAUGAAAUCCAAUGAAAAAAA